Messenger RNA from Panonychus citri (citrus red mite), 724 nucleotides. Its product is annotated as calcium load-activated calcium channel-like. The transcript has 5 exons. Lineage: Eukaryota; Metazoa; Arthropoda; Arachnida; Trombidiformes; Tetranychidae. The coding region runs from base 105 to 653 and encodes 182 amino acids. The record is from RefSeq and is a predicted model, not a curated record. Gene Ontology annotation, molecular function: calcium channel activity. Gene Ontology annotation, cellular component: endoplasmic reticulum; cytoplasm; endoplasmic reticulum membrane. Gene Ontology annotation, biological process: endoplasmic reticulum calcium ion homeostasis.
UUUUUAUUUCUUUCUGAAUUGUUGAACAAUUUGUUUUAUUGAUCAAUUUAAUUGUGGUUUUUUGAUUAUUUUUACGAUUAUUUGUCACCAUUAAUUAGCUGAAUAUGUGGCAAGACUGUAUAUUGAUUCUGUUCAUUUCAAUUUUCACUGCUCUUCUCGGUGAAGCUCUUACUUGGCUCAUGGUCUAUCGAACUGAUAAGUUCAAAAAAUUAAAAGGUGAAGUUGAACGACAAUGUAAAAGAUUGGAAAAGAAGAAGGAAGUUCUUGGAGAACCAACCGAUAAACAACAAAAAAAGAAACUGGAACGAGAGGAAGAGAAACUCAAAAAUCACAAUCGUGAUCUAUCACUUGUCAAGAUGAAAUCAAUGUUUGCCAUUGGUUUAGCUUUUACUGCUCUUCUAAGCAUGUUUAAUUCAAUCUUUGAUGGUCGGAUUGUUGCAAAGUUACCAUUUGUACCAAUCUCAUUAAUCCAAGGAUUAUCCCAUAGGAAUAUAUCUGGAAAUGAUUAUACUGAUUGCUCAUUCAUCUUUCUAUACAUUUUAUGUACCAUGUCAAUUAGACAAAAUAUUCAAAAAAUUUUAGGAUUUGCUCCAUCGAGAGCAGCAAGUAAACAAACAGCUAACAUUUUUGGCCCAGUUAACACAGCUCGUUGAUGUAAUAAUCAAAUCAAAUAGAUUAACAAAUUAUAUCAUUUAUAUACAAUAAAUUAUUUACAACCUUGUGA